Messenger RNA from Physcomitrium patens, 2359 nucleotides. Its product is annotated as N-glycosylase/DNA lyase OGG1. The record is from RefSeq and is a predicted model, not a curated record. Gene Ontology annotation, molecular function: damaged DNA binding; 8-oxo-7,8-dihydroguanine DNA N-glycosylase activity. Lineage: Eukaryota; Viridiplantae; Streptophyta; Bryopsida; Funariales; Funariaceae. Gene Ontology annotation, biological process: base-excision repair, AP site formation; nucleotide-excision repair; base-excision repair. Gene Ontology annotation, cellular component: nucleus.
UCGAGAAUUGGCAUUCCUUACAAUUCGAUAUUCCAGCUACAGAGUUCGAAAUCCCAACUUCAGUCAUGAGGUCUCCGUAGCAUUCUCGGAUCCUCGGCAGGAGCACUUCGCGGCAGAGCGAUUCUCCUCUUCCCAUUUUCAAUGGAUUGCAAUCAGUUUUGAAAUUUGUGUGAGAGUGUAAUGAAUUUGGUGUCUGGAAGGGAGGUAGGGGAGGUUUUCGCGCAGCUUUGUUUGAAGUAGUUUAAAGGAAGCUAGAUUGGAUUUGGAACUCGUAGAGAUGGAGCACGUGGUAAUCCUCCAGCUACUUCAGCUCGAGACGCCACUGAGCAUAUCAUUUUUCAGGAAUUUUUUGUCUCAAGGUUUGGUGUCAGUGUAAGUUCACGGCUGAGCUGCGUUUUUCUCGUUACUAGGAAAUUUGGCUCUAGGUAAUUCCUUUGUGGUACAGAAGCAGUUGAAGCGUGGCUAUAGUGUAAAAGUUGUAGAUUGGAGGGACCAUAAUAACGAGUUUUUGAAGCUGAGGAGUGGAUUUCGAUUCACGCACAGCAAGUCUGGCUCUGAGAGUAUCAUUUGGGCUUCAGAUUGGGGGUUGUUGUUCCGGGAUUGCUCGUGUUGUUAGAAUGAUACGAACUGCUCCUCCGAUUCCGGCCCCAGUUCCGCUUCCUUCAGGUGGAGGGAAUGCUCCGCAGGUAUGUGGGAGAUCGAUGAAGGCAUCGGUUGCUGUCCCACAGCGGAGUCUACGUCGAAAGCGAGUGCUAGAGCCAUGUGAAGACGACCUAGGUCCAUUUAAUGUGAAAUCUUCUGCUGCCAAGAAGCUCUUCUCUUCUCGUUCGAGUGUUGACACUUUGUCAAGUUCAACAAUCAAGAAAGUUGUAGAAAAUAAAGUGGAGGUUACCAGUAUCUCUAAGAGACUGGUAAGUACAUCACAAUGUAGUGAGGAUUUGGCCCAAGCUUAUCCCAAGUUAGCAUACUCAGAAGAAGUCGAGUCAAAGUUUGGAGGAGAGGGUUGGAAAUGGUGUAGCCUUGGAGUGGGGCGAGCGGAGCUGUGUUUGGAUUUCACUCUUCCCACAGGGCAGAGCUUCAGAUGGAGAAGGACAGGUUUAUCCCAGUACACGGGAGUGUUGGGCGCGCAUCUCAUCUCUCUCCGCCAAAUAGCUGACGAUGUUGAGUUCUUCCAUCACGCAUCGUCGUGCAAAGCGAAUGCUUCAGGCAGUGACAUCGAGAAGGACAUUCGGGAAUACUUAAACCUGGACACAAGUUUAGUAGUGCUGUACACAGAAUUUUCUGUUGCGGAUGCUCGGUUUGCAGCUGUGGCACCCUUUAUUGCUGGAGCUCGCUUGCUACGGCAGUCACCUCUAGAAUGCGUGUUCCAAUUCAUAUGUUCCUCUAAUAACCAUAUACAACGCAUCACAACGAUGGUCGAUUAUCUUUCGAGCCACGGCUCUUUCUUGGGAUCGGUAAACGGGAUUCGCUUUCAUCAAUUUCCAUCUUUAGAAGAGCUGGCUCCCAUCUCUGAAUCACAACUUCGAGAAAACGGAUUUGGAUAUCGGGCAAAAUACAUUGUUGGAGCGGUUGAAAUGCUGCGGCAGAAAGAAGGCGGAGAGCAAUGGUUAAUGUCGUUGCGGAGGCUGUCUCUUGAAGAUGCUGUCACUUCCUUGUGUACAUUACCUGGAAUUGGCCCUAAAGUGGCAGCUUGCAUUGCACUGUUUUCCCUAGAUCAGCACCAUGCCAUUCCCGUCGAUACUCACGUAUGGCAGAUUGCAGUGAAAUAUCUGUUGCCCGAGCUAGAAGGACGGAAACUCACUGUCAAGCUGCACCGUGAAGUUGCCGAAGCCUUUGUUCAGAGGUUCGGAAAGUAUGCCGGCUGGGCGCAUACAGUGCUCUUCAUUGCUGAACUUUCUUCUCAACAGAACCUCCUUCCUGCUCAUUUACGAGUUCAAAAAAAGCAGAAUGCGAAGACGUCAAAAUAGCACAGGAGCCGUAGGAAUGGAACCACCACAACGCCAGCUCCUCCACUCUAGCUUUUGCUGGAUCUUGUGUUGUUUCAAUGUAAAUACCUAUGGGCAAUUCAGCAAACAAUCAUUUGCUAGGAACAUAUGGACAAUUCCACAGGAACGAUUCACUAGAAGUCUUUCACAUGUAGUUCACAAAACGUGAAACUGAAUUGUAGUAUUUUUCAUCAAACCAGCCUGAAGAUAUUGCUAGUUAGAUUGUUUCUCUAUAGGCAAUCUCCUUCGCAUGUAAUUCUUCAAGUAAUAGCAUGUGAUAUCAACGUGGUCCUCGAUUAUCGGCAGGGUAGCCCUUCGGAAGUAAUGUCAUAAGAAUGAGAAUUAUCCGUGACACUGGUUCUUGACUUUGACAA